Molecule: messenger RNA, 2358 nt
Organism: Labeo rohita (rohu)
Lineage: Eukaryota; Metazoa; Chordata; Actinopteri; Cypriniformes; Cyprinidae
Gene: hgd
Product: homogentisate 1,2-dioxygenase
Exons: 13
Coding region: 203-1534 (443 amino acids)
Biological process (GO): L-phenylalanine catabolic process
Cellular component (GO): cytoplasm
Molecular function (GO): homogentisate 1,2-dioxygenase activity
Source: RefSeq, a predicted model, not a curated record
AACCAUAUUGAGAAAAACGUAAAUACGACCCAAGUUCCUCCCUCGGUCUUCUGCUGCAAGAGAGCGCGGACUCGACACGAGCGGUUUCAAGGGACCAGCGCUGGCAGGAGAUCUUCUGAGGGGAAAGUAGCAUCUCUGCAAAGUUGCAGCUUAGUCUGAAAAGUUUAUAUAUUACUAGGCUGCAUUAGUAAAAAACGCUACAAUGGCUGGUCUGAAGUACAUGAGCGGUUUUGGAAAUGAGUUUGCUUCUGAGGACCCUCGCUGUCCUGGAUCUCUGCCUGAGGGACAGAACAACCCACAAGUAUGUCCAUAUGGUCUAUAUGCUGAGCAACUCUCUGGAUCUGCUUUCACCUGCCCAAGGUCAACCAAUAAGAGAAGCUGGCUGUACCGCAUUUUACCCUCUGUGUGCCACAAACCUUUCAAGCCGAUGAGUUGUGGAGAUCUCACAGAGAACUGGAAUGAAGUGGAGCCCGACCCCAACCAGCUACGAUGGAAGCCGUUUAACAUCCUCAAGUCUUCUGAGAAAAAAGUGGAUUUCAUAUCGGGUCUGCAUACAGUCUGUGGAGCUGGAGAUUCAAAAUCUCGUAAUGGAAUCGCCAUCCACAUGUACACCUGUAACACUUCAAUGAUUGACAAAUGUUUCCAAAACGCAGACGGUGAUUUCCUUAUUGUGCCUCAACAAGGCGAAAUCCUGAUUACUACAGAAUUUGGGAAGAUGAUGGUGGAGCCCAAUGAGAUUUGUGUCGUUCAGCAAGGGAUGCGCUUUAGUGUUGAUGUGUUUGGAGAAACCAGGGGAUACAUUCUAGAAGUGUUUGGGGCCCAUUUUGAGCUGCCUGACCUGGGUCCUAUCGGGGCUAAUGGACUGGCUAACCCUAGGGACUUCCAAACGCCUGUAGCUUGGUACGAGGACCGUACUGUAGCCACAGGUUACACCGUUGUCAACAAGUACCAGGGAAAGCUCUUCUCAUGUCAACAGGACUUCUCGCCAUUUAAUGUGGUGGCAUGGCACGGAAACUACACACCGUACAAAUACAACCUGGAGAACUUCAUGGUCAUCAACUGUGUGGCGUAUGAUCACGCAGAUCCGUCGAUUUUCACCGUUUUGACAGCCAAAUCCACACGUCCAGGUGUGGCCAUUGCAGAUUUUGUCAUCUUUCCUCCUCGCUGGGGUGUAGCUGAUCACACCUUUCGGCCUCCUUACUACCAUAGAAACUGUAUGAGCGAGUUUAUGGGAUUAAUCAAAGGCCAUUAUGAAGCGAAGGAAGAAGGUUUCCAACCUGGAGGAGCCAGUCUUCACAGCAUCAUGACUCCACAUGGUCCUGACGUCGACUGUUUUGAGAAGAACAGCACAGCUGUUCUGAAACCAGAGAGAGUUGCUGAGGGCACUAUGGCAUUCAUGUUCGAGUCAUCCUUCAGCAUGGCGGUGACCAAGUGGGGCCUGGAAACCUGUCAGCGUCUCGAUAAGAGCUACUAUAAAUGCUGGGAGGCUUUAAAAAGUCACUUCAAUCCAAACUGGAAACCCAGCAGCAAGUAGACAUGAAGAAAAUGGUUAUACUACAAGUCAUCAUAAUAUCUGUAGACAUGUGGAUCAGUGAUUCACAAUGGUUUUUAUGUCUAGAAUUGAGAGUUAACCAGAUGUUCUGUGAUAUCAAAAUAAAACAUGUUAUUGGAAUAUAACCAAUAAAACAACGCAGGGUUUCUGCAGGUUUUCUAAAUAUAAAUUUAAGACCUUUUUAAGACCAAAUAAAGAAAAGGAAUAAACUGAAAAGAACACGUCGAGGGAGCACAUCAUAAGUUGUAUUAGCAACAUUUUAAAGUUUUAAAACACUACAUUCAAGGGGUUUCCAUUAUUUCUUAAUUCAUUUCCCAAAAGUAAAAAUUGCAGCUUUAAUAGCUCUGUUAAACCACUAGUAUAUGGAAAUAAGUUUUACUGUACCUGAUUUAAAAAAAAAAAAAAUAAUGAUCUUCUUUAGUAUGUUUGUCUUGUUUUCAAUGCAAAUGCAUAAAGAUUCUUAAUGACAUACGAAAAAAAAAUGUUUAUGAUUAAAACAAGAACAAAUUUCUGCGAAUGGUCUAAGAAAAUUUAAAGAGAAAACAAGUUUAUAUACCUCAUAAGCUCGCACAACUCUAAUAAUUCUUCCAGAAAACAAGACUUGUUAUUUUGCAUCUUAAGUUGCAUUGCAUCUUAAUAUAAGGAUGUUUAGAUAUUUGUAUUGGAAAACUAGAAAACAAUACUGAGGAAGAUAUUCAUUUUUAAGCAAUGCAUGCAACAUUUAAUACUAUGAUUUUAUAAAUUAAAUUAAAUUUGUGGAAGGGCUUAUUAAUUAGUCCUGCAGAAACCCUGUAAAUGAAAUGACA